GAGAAAGACAGCCAGACCUACAGCCCUUUCGGAGAGACCCAGGAAGCCUCAGUCCUGUCUACGCAGAAUCUCCCUCAACCUCCCAGCCUGGCCCAGAUCUCCACCUUUCCCCCAGCCCAGCUGAGCUGACCCCCAGUCAGAGCCCCAUUGUUGGACAAACUCUGGAUUCAGCAGGACAAGGAAGAUUUACAGUACUGCACAGGAUUAUAUGAAGGAAUAGGUAGUGGCCAACAUGGACAACAGGAUAACUCAGAUUUCCCGAGAGGACUUGGAAGAUCUUAGAGAAGCUUUCAACAGGAUUGACAUUGACAAUAGUGGACAUGUGAGUUACUUUGAGUUGGAGGAGCUGUUUAGAGAAGCCAGCUUCUCUCUACCUGGAUUUAAGAUCAGAGAGAUAGUAGAAAUAUUCAUCGCUGGAGAUACCAACAAAGAUGAGAAAAUCAGCUUUGAGGAGUUUGUAUCGAUCUACCAGGAACUAAAGAGUAAGCAGUUAAGUGAGACGUUCAGAAAGACCAUCACAAGGAGAGAUGGCAUUUGUUCAUUUGGGGGAACGUCCAACAUCUCCAGUGAGGGAACCCAGCACUCUUACUCAGAUGAGGAGAAGGUGGCGUUUGUUAACUGGAUAAACAAGGCUCUGGAGAAGGAUGAAGACUGCAAGCAUCUGCUCCCCAUGAACCCUGAGAACGACAACCUGUUCACCUCCGUCCGCGAUGGCAUCCUGCUCUGUAAGAUGGUAAAUCUCUCUCAACCAGACACCAUUGACGAAAGAGUCAUCAACACCAAGAAGCGGACUACCUUCACCAUGACUGAGAAUCUGGUGCUGGCUCUGAACUCAGCAUCAGCUAUAGGCUGUACUGUUGUAAACAUUGAUGCUCCUGAUCUGAUGGCUGGGAAACCCCACUUGGUUCUGGGACUGCUUUGGCAGAUCAUCAAGAUUGGUUUGUUUGCCGACAUUGAAAUCAGCAGAAAUGAAGCUCUGAUUGUUCUGCUGGGAGAGGGGGAGGAGAUUGACCACCUUCUGUCCAUGUCUCCUGAGGAGCUACUGCUGCGCUGGGUCAACUAUCACCUUGACAACGCCGGCACUGAGACAAUCAAAAACUUCAGUGACGACAUCAAGGAUUCCAGGGCCUACUUCCACCUGCUGGAUCAGAUCUCUCCUAAAGGAGACGGAGAUGACGAGAUGAAGAUUGAUAUCGACAUGAUCGGCCUCAAUGAGCGAGAUUACGAGCACAGGGCUGAGCUCAUGUUGCAGCAGGCUGCCAGGUUGGACUGCAGGCAGUUUGUGUCUGCCCAGGAUGUUACUGCUGGCAACAGCAAACUCAACAUGGCGUUCGUGGCCAACCUGUUCAACAUGUACCCUGCCUUGCAGACAACACAGACCAACGGCAUUGACACAGCGCUGAUAGAGGGAGAGUCCAGAGAGGAGAGAACUUUCCGGAACUGGAUGAACUCACUGGGAGUUUCUCCACGUGUUAACCGCCUUUACUGUGACCUGUGUGAUGCACUGGUGAUUUUGCAGCUUUAUGAGAAAGUGAAUGUUCCUGUAGACUGGAAGAAAGUCAACAGACCCCCAUACCCUGCCCUUGGAACUAACAUGAAGAAGUUGGAGAACUGUAAUUAUGCUGUGGAUCUGGGCCGCGGGAUGGCCCGUUUUUCCCUUGUGGGCAUUGGAGGAGAAAAUCUAAAUGAGGGAAGCCCCAUGCACACCCUGGCUCUGGUGUGGCAGCUCAUGAGAAGGUACACAGUGCAGGUGUUGUCAGACUUGGGGGAUGGAGAGAAGGUUGGAGACCAGGUCAUCCUUGGCUGGGUCAACUCCACCCUCACUGAAGGACGAAAAGACACUCAGAUUAGCAGCUUUAAGGACAAGAGAAUCAGUACCAGUCUGCCAGUGCUGGACCUGAUUGACACCAUCGCUGCAAACGCCGUCAAGCAGGAGAUGGUGAAAAGAGGAGAGAAUGGAGAGCUGAGCAAUGACGAUAAACUCAACAAUGCCAAGUAUGCAAUCUCUGUGGCCCGUAAGAUUGGAGCACGUGUUUACGCCCUGCCUGAAGACCUGGUGGAGGUGAAACCUAAGAUGGUAUUGACAGUGUUUGCCUGCCUCAUGGGGCGUGGCCUAAAGAAGGCAGACCGCUAAGCGACAUGCACUGACUCACUGGCAGCCCCACCCUAGCCACUCAGGCCUAUCUAUCUGAAACUUCUCUUUUUAGUAAUAAACACCAUGUGACUAAAGUCUAAAGGUGGAUUUUAUUUUAUUUUAAAGGUUAGGUCUACUCUACGACUGAGCACUUUUUCUCCCUCCAUCCUUAUUGGCUCUCUGUCUUUUUUCAUUAUCUCUUUCUAUCUCUUUCUUUCUAUCUUCUUGUCUCUCUUACUUUGUUUAUCUAUUAACUAUGUAUACAGUACAUAUGUGAUUAUGUCCAUUUAUGAUCAAUAAUUUAAAAAGCUGUUAAAUGUAUAAAUAUUCCAUCUAUUGACAUAGAAGAAAUGUUGCACCUUCCUCCAAAUGUCACCGACAGGCUAUUUGCUAAAUGUGCGCACACACCUGCUCUUACUCUAACACUCCAGUAAUGUUAUGUAUCACUUAUAUUAUUAAACUGAUUCACCCAAAAA
Molecule: messenger RNA, 2610 nt
Organism: Hypomesus transpacificus
Lineage: Eukaryota; Metazoa; Chordata; Actinopteri; Osmeriformes; Osmeridae
Gene: pls1
Product: plastin 1 (I isoform)
Exons: 16
Coding region: 233-2134 (633 amino acids)
Biological process (GO): actin filament network formation; actin filament bundle assembly
Cellular component (GO): actin filament bundle; cytoplasm; actin filament
Molecular function (GO): actin filament binding; calcium ion binding
Source: RefSeq, a predicted model, not a curated record